AUGGGUAUCGAGGAACAGCGCGAAGAGCGCGAAGUUCUCGACUCUAUAUUUCCGGACGAAAUUCAAGAUGUGGGAGAAAAUGGAUUUCGCAUCACAAUCCAGCUAGAUGUGCCCAAACAAGAUGACGAUGAAUCGGAAGAUCCUAUCGUAAUUCUGAAUGUGCGAUAUCCGGAGGCGUAUCCUGACGAGGCACCAACAUUGGAUAUUACGCAACCGCCAAACGCUCCGAAAUAUGCUCAUUUGGAUAUUCAAGAUGACAAGCAAAGCCUCCUUGAAGCUCUGCAGCCAAGCAUUGAGGAGAACAUGGGGAUGGCCAUGAUCUUUCAGCUCGUUAGUGCAUUGAAGGAAGCCGCAGAGCUUCUUAUCGAGGAGCGGCGCCAGAAGAUAGAGAAGCAGAGGGAACAGGAACUUCUCAAAGCUGAACAGGAGGAGAACCAAAAAUUUGAGGGAGAGAAAGUAACCCGUGAGAGUUUCCUGGAAUGGCGGGAUCGAUUCCAAGCGGAAAUGAGCGCAGAUGCAGCGAAAAAGCUGGCAGAGCAAGAAGCUGAAGAGAAGAAAAAGCGUGGUGGGAAACCAGAGGAAAAGAAGCUCACAGGCAAGCAAUUAUGGGAGCAAGGUCUUGCUAGCAAGCUAGCGGAUGAGGAUGAAGACGACGGCGAGGACGUCGUUGAGCAAAUGAGACAGAUCAAGGUUUCAUGA
Molecule: messenger RNA, 699 nt
Organism: Dissoconium aciculare CBS 342.82
Lineage: Eukaryota; Fungi; Ascomycota; Dothideomycetes; Mycosphaerellales; Dissoconiaceae
Product: RWD-domain-containing protein
Exons: 1
Coding region: 1-699 (232 amino acids)
Biological process (GO): cytoplasmic translation
Molecular function (GO): protein binding
Source: RefSeq, a predicted model, not a curated record